UUUUUUUUUUCUUCGUUUCCUUUUUUUUUGCCUUUUUUUUUUCCUUUCUCACUGUUAUAUGCAAAUUACCUUUUCGUUCCUCCGUCCUCAUUCCUCUAUUGUAGAGUCAUCUUCACCGGCGCAUUAGAACAACAUGACUGAACGGAGUAGACGUGGAAGUAGAGGUGAUAGUGGUAGAAUACCACUCUUACUAAACAACACUACACAGGAUAAAAAGUCGGAAGGAAUCAAUGAAUUGAUGACAUUGUUUCAUGCUGCAUUUAUGCUGAUAGGUUUGGGUAUAAUCUCAAUAGGUGCCUAUGUCAUGAAUACAAAUAGCCUGACCGUUUCAACAAUGUUGUUUGUGACUGGAAGCAUCAUAACUAUAACAAGUUUCCUUGGAUGUUUUGGUUCUUAUAUGGAAUUGACAUCCUUCUUAAAUAUCUAUAACAGCAUCACAGCAAUUGCACUGGUUAUGGAGCUAAUUACAUUCGGAUUAAUUUACACACACAAGGCGAAAAUUGAGCUUUACGGUAGUUUGCUGUGGGAUUUCUUUCGGCAGCAAGACACACAAUUCAUUUUUGAGAUUGAGCAAACAUUUAAUUGUUGUGGAUAUGACUCUACAACCGAUCGCUCUAUACCCGAUAAAGCUUGCUCGAUAGCUUUAAACACAGAUAUUGCUUGUAAACAGUCAAUACGUUCAAACAUCCAGAAUUGGUAUCCAUGGAUAAUUAUAUUUGUAGCAGUAGAGUCAAUUGCUUUGCUUGUUUCCGUAUUGUUAACAUAUCUUGUUCAACGUGAACAAAAAGAAGAGAAGGCUUAUUUAUCAUUCCUAUUGCCAUCUACUGUUGUUCCUUCACCUGUCAUUAUAAGUCCGUCAGGAAACCAUUCAAGUUCUAAUCACUAUUAUCCGCCGCCAUUAUAUCAGCAGCACGAAGGCUCUUCUACUAUGAAUAAUAGCUAUAAUGGAUAUAGAAGACUAUCCAACUUGCAGAAGAAGCCUUCUGCACCUUCUGCAGAUAUACCAAGAUAUGGUAGUACACCUUCUACUUAUUUCAAUGCGCCAAGAGUAUGUUUAGUAUAACAACCUACUAUAUGCAUUAUUUAUAAAUAAAAUGUGUAGUAUUAUCAUAAAAGCUAGACCUAUCCUGCGAUCGAUAGAUCGUACCAAAACAUAUUAUUGAUUCGGCGACAUGCAUUCAAUUUCAAAAAAAAAAGGCACCUUUUUUUGGCCGAAAAAGAAUCAGUUAGUCUUUCAUUUGUGAUUAUAAUCAAAUAAAAAGUUUUUUAAAUUAUUGCCUG
Messenger RNA from Mycotypha africana, 1281 nucleotides. Its product is annotated as Tetraspanin family-domain-containing protein. Lineage: Eukaryota; Fungi; Mucoromycota; Mucoromycetes; Mucorales; Mycotyphaceae. Bases 134 to 1063 code for a protein of 309 amino acids. Gene Ontology annotation, cellular component: membrane. The record is from RefSeq and is a predicted model, not a curated record. The transcript has 8 exons.